GUUCUAGUACUUUACAUGCAGAUAGUUUGCAGAACGUAUCCUCAGUAUUUAAGCUAGCUCGGUUUGUUUUGGUGUGCAUGUUUGGGGGGGGGCAAUGUUUACUUAAUAUUGGUUUGUAAUGUUCAUAUUCGUAGCCACGUGCUUGAUUUAUAUUGUUUCGAUCAGAAACAAUAAUACUGUAUUGUUUGUUUGUUUAUUUUAUGCAUAGCUAUGUUGAAGAAUGAGAAAAAGACGAACUGCAGUGAUGAAGAGGUGUCUGGUUAAUGGCGUAUCAUAUGAUAAAAUAGCACAGGAGGGGGGUAACGUCACAACUCUGGAGAUCUUUUUCUCUGGUUUCCCCCGAAUGGUUGGGCUCUUCUUCUUUCCAAAUCUUUGCCAACUCACCAUAGUGGACCAGACCAUCGAACACAUUGAAGGCCUGGAGAACUGCCCUCUGCUGCAGGAGCUCUGGAUAGUCCAGUGUCGUCUUAGAGAAAUAUCUGGACUUCAAAACUGUCAAAAACUAGAGAAACUGUACCUUUAUAAUAAUCAGAUAUGUUACAUACAAAACUUAGAUUUGCAGGUGAACCUUGAAGUUCUGUGGCUCAACAAUAACUGCAUCACUAAAAUCCAGGGUUUGGAUACGCUUCAGAAGCUAAAGGAACUAAACCUCGCUGACAACUUAAUUGAAAAGAUUGGGCACAGCCUUGAUCCAAACGUCAGCCUUGAAAUUCUUAAUCUAUCCGGGAACCAGAUCAGCUCCUUCAAGGAGCUGGCCCAGCUUGCCCGUUUGCCCCGUUUGAAAGAGCUGGCCCUCAAGGAUCCCAUGUCAACUCCGAACCCAGUGUGCCUCCUGUGUAACUAUGCCACACACGUUCUGUACCACAUGCCAGGACUCCAGCAGCUCGAUUCCUACAAUGUUUCUGACAAGCAAGUCAAAGAGGCUGCCGAGGCUGCAGUAAUGAAGAAAAUGAUGUACUACAACAUGCGUGUGCGCUCUGCUAAGAGAACCCUGUCAGAGAAGCAGCUCAGUCUGACAGAAAAGAAGAAAACUCUUCUGCAGCUGCCUGAGGAACGCAUCAGGACCCUCAGCUAUGCUCUCAAAAAACUUGAGCGUGAACUUAGCACGGCGCAAUUUGGUUGCAAGGAGUCUGGCUGCACGUGGAGCGAUGACCCAGGAGGGCACAUUUACCUUAAUGACAGUCUACAAGCAAGGAGCGACUCAAACGUCAAACUUGAUCCUGCAGCGGUGCACCAAAUACAUGUUAAGAUUGAAGCCCUGAGGGAAAGACUGACCUUCUGGACCAAAAGGAUGGAUGACAUUGAAGCCUGGUAUCAGAGAGAAGAGGCCCGCGCUGCAAACAAAACAGAGCAUGUGGUUCAGUUUCUAUACAUGGAGCUAGAAAGUGUUGGUAACAUUCGUCUGGAAACAGGCUGUCCCACGGAUCUUUGGUUCAAUUCUUGCUGCAACCUGCUGGUUUCUCGCUUUGCUUCUUCCGAGUACAAGACUCUCAACGUCACGGACAUUAAAGUCGACAGAGUCUUCCGCAUCCACAACAGCGCUUUGAGGCAUCGCUUUGUAGAAAAGCUGCACAGCCUGAUGGGAAACGAAGACGCUGCCGCCUUUCUUCAGCAUCACAGAAGGCGGAUGGAGUAUUUAUUCUACGUGGCCGACCCUGAGAAAUGUGAGAAAGAAGAGACUUUCUGCAUUCUGCAGGAAGGCUUCACAACAACGCAACAAAAGACCACAGGAAGAGAGGCUGCUGUGCCUUUAUCCAAUAGCUUAGCUGUGGCUGAACAGCCCAGAAUUGAGUUUCUGCUUCAACAAGACCGUCAAGGUGAUUUCAGACAAAGAAUGGAGGCAAUUCGACACGGUCAGGUCAUUGUCUCCAAAGUAUUUAUCGGCAACAGCAUGCCGUUCCGUGAUGGAGAUCUGGGCGACAUAAGCAGAUACCCUAAAGUGUACUCUGUGUAUCGCAACGUGGAUGCCAAAUCAAAACCUCCAGCAAGCGAUGACCUUCCAAGCUCAGGCAAAACACACACUGAGACGAAUCCUCCUCGAAGACAGUGGUUUGUGUUCCAGCAUGAGCUCGUCCUGCCAGAAUACAUCAUAUAUUUUGAGUAUAUUUUGGAGGACCAAUCUACCUUAAACACCAGCACCGUCAAUGAUCCUUUGAAUGAAAUCCUGGACAAAGCCUCCCUCAACAUGGAACCUGUUCUAAAACUGGAGCCGGAACUCUUGAGCUUAAAUGAUAAAAUACUUCUAAAUGUUGCCAAUGCCAGCGUCCUUAGUCAGAUCACUGUGCUUAACCUUCAUGGCAACAGUCUGAGUGAAAUAAAAGAGAUUUCCCGGCUUACAGCUCUGAGACAUCUAACCAUCAGCUUCAAUAAGCUCACACACCUCGAUGACUUCUCCUACAUGCCCAGCCUUGAGUUUUUGGAUGCUAGCUUCAACCAUCUGGUGACGCUGGACGGGUUGCAGGGCUUGAAACAUCUGGAACAUCUCGAUGUAAGCUGGAAUAAGUUAUCCGGAGCUAGAGAGAUCACAUCUGUGCUUAGGAAACACGCGCCUGCUUUGCUCAAACUGGACACCCGAUACAAUCCAUGGAGAAGGAUUUUCUUUUCCCCCUUUAAGCCAGAGGCUGUCAGAAGUACCCUUCUGGGUCGUCUUACAACCCUCACCUACCUCGAUGGGGCGUCGGUGUCAAAGGAGGAAGCUGCUGAAGCUGCACAGGUUGCUGCUGCGUCCAAAAUUAACCAGGGCAUCUUGCAGGCAUCUCUUCUGGCACACUCCAGCUUUAGCAGCGAUUAUCCCAGACGACUUAGCUUGCUGUCAACAGUUCAUCUGUGCAGUCCGGCGCCAGCAGACUGCACUGAUGGGGGACCCAGCAAAGAAAUGGAGCCAGACUGGACUCUGAAGAUAACCUCCCUUAACUUUGACAACCAACGGAUUUCCAAGCUUAAUAGUUUGAACAAACUCGAGAACUUGCGCUGGGCUUCCUUUAAUGACAACAACAUCUCCAGAGUGGAUGGGAUUGAAUGGUGCUUAAAGCUAGAAGAGCUUUCACUUAACAACAACUGCAUCGUCACACUUAAAGGUCUGGGGAAACUGCGUCACCUGAAAAAACUAAGUGUAGAUGGGAACCAGCUGUCCGGUCUAGAAGCCUCAGUGUUAAAACAGCUGUCUGACCUGGUUUUUCUGUCUGUGGAGAACAACUCCAUCACCACCUUGGAUGGCAUCCAGAACGUUCAGUCUCUCCUUGAACUCUACGUCGGAAACAACUGGAUUUCUUCGUCGAGGGACGUUCACUUUCUCAAACAGGAGUUGGCGAACCUCAUCAUUCUGGAUCUCUAUGGGAACCCUUUAGUGGAAAAACUGGAAAACUACAGAAUAUUUGUCAUUUUCCAUCUGCCCUCUCUUAAAGCUCUGGAUGGAGUCGCAGUGGAUGCAAGUGAGUGUGAGAGUGCAAAAAGCAUGUUUAAGGGAAGACUAACAACUGAUAUGGUGGUAGAAAAGCUGGGUCACUCAAACUACACUGAGAUCAUUUACCUAACCCUGCAGUCCUGCUCCAUCAGGAUGGUUGAUCUGUCCCCACCAGAGCUCUUCUGUAAUCUGUGCAGCAUCAAUUUAGACCACAACCACCUCACCUCCUUCUCGGGCCUCAUCCACCUGCCCAACCUCAAAGCAUUGAGUCUUAACUACAACCAUAUUGAGUCCAUUCUACCCAAACACAAGAUUCAGGCUCCUCUGACAAACAGACAGAUUCUGCACAGUAGAGUCCAUUCCAGUGGAUAUGGACAGCAGAGCCCGGGGAAGACUAACAGGGAUACUGGGCCCUCUGGCAGCUUAGAGCCGCUGAUGGGAGGCCUGGAAGUGCUUCAUUUGAGUCACAAUGGCAUCUCCAAUAUGGCCAAUCUGCAGCUCAGCAGGCUCACCAAUCUUAAAUCCCUCUUUCUCCAAGGGAAUGAAAUUAGCCAAGUGGAAGGCUUGGAGGGGCUGCAGCAGCUUAGAGAGCUCGUGCUAGACAGAAACCGGAUUAAAGCUUUGGCCAGGAACUCCUUCGCAGCCCAGAGCGAGCUCCUCGAACUGCACCUCGAGUACAACCGAAUCCGAGAGCUCAACCACCUGGAUCCCCUGGUCGAGCUACGCAAGCUCUUCCUCGGCAUGAACAAGCUGCAGGAUGUUAGUGAACUUGAAAAGCUAGAAGUUCUUCCAUCACUGACAGAGCUCUCUGUGAUUGGCAACCCGGUUGCUCAAAAUUCUUUGCACAGACCAGCAGUACUCCUUCAUCUUUGCAGGUUGCAGUUCUUAGAUGGAGUGAUGGUAACUCUGGAAGAGCGGACCAGGGCUGAGCUCUUAAAUGCAGAUCCAGCACAAAGCUCUCAGGGGGUCGGAGCGUCUUUCCCGACAACUGAAUUCAACCUGCCAGGACUCCCGCCACUUCUGGCUUACAACACGACUAUUAAAGGAAUAAGCAUAAGUGGAAGACCACAAAACCUCAUGCAUGGACAUGAAACACUGACAAGCAAAAAGCACAAGCACGGUAAUGUUGGUCGGAGCAGCCAAACUGACUAUAACGUUAGACACGCUCGUAGAACAGGAGGUAACCCACCAGCCAACCGAGUCCUGUUCGAGGGAAACAGAGACACGAAUGGAAAUUCAAAACUGGAGCAAGACACCAGAUGUCUGUUUGAUGACAAACUUCAACACAUGUAGCUUACAGAUUAUUCUGGAGUGAACUCACAGUCCAAUGCAAAAUCACACUGCAACGUCUAAGAGUUUGACAACAUUUUUAAACAAUCAUUUUAUGAAACAUUAAUGGUGUGAAAUUGCUAGUAUUUUUGUUUUCUGAAGUAGCAAUAAAACUUUUUAGCUUUGAUAAAAUUAUGUGGAUAAAAUCAUUUGUCGUUACUUUAAUUAAAUGGUUAUAUAGAGAUAAAUAAAAGAGCUUCUAUAGGAGGAUAUCCUAUAUGUUCUCUUAAAAGAAUUAAUUUCAAAUGUGACAUAAUUUUUUUCUCCACAUAUGUGGAUCACUAAACAUGUUAAUCUGAGGAUGAGAGGUAUUGGUGUCAUGUCAACCACCAUCCCCAAACAAGUUUAAAAAAAAAAAAAACACCCACAGAUGUGAAAGCGUGUGAGGCUGGCAUGGUUCAUCCAUCGGGUCAAAUGCAUCCCCAACAAGUGGAUAAUCCAGCUUUAACACACCUCUCCGUGGACAGUAAUCUGCAUUCACUCAGAUAAAGAUGUAAUCUUGAGUAAGGUCCAAAUGGAUUUUAGAGAUUGUGGGUUUCAUCGUGUUAGCCUCUUUUCUUAACGCCAGUGUGGUUUUGUCUCCAACAAGCAAAACUUGGUUGUGAGAAGU
Molecule: messenger RNA, 5342 nt
Organism: Oryzias melastigma (Indian medaka)
Lineage: Eukaryota; Metazoa; Chordata; Actinopteri; Beloniformes; Adrianichthyidae
Gene: lrrc9
Product: leucine rich repeat containing 9
Molecular function (GO): protein binding
Source: RefSeq, a predicted model, not a curated record